CCAACUUUGAUGUAUUUUACUUAACCCAAUAUAUCCAAACUAUUAUUUCAACAUGUAGGCAAGAUAUAAACAUUAGGAGGUAUUCUUCAGGCUCUUUUCCUGCCAGAUCUUGAAGAUCCAUUGCGUAUUUCACACUGAGACCCCGUCUCAAAACCAACUCGCAAGCCCACGGCCAGGACCGGACGAAGGAAGCGGCCCGAGAACUACACCUCCCAGCACGCUCCGGGCGCACCCUGACGCAUUUCCGGCGCGGCAAAGACGGCGCGCGGCCGCGGGAGAACCACAUCUCCCGGCGUGCUCCGGGCGCGCCCUGUGACGCACUUCCUGCGCGGCGGCGGCGGCAGCGCGCCCCCGGCGGCUCGGCGGCGGAGCGAGGCGACGGCUCGGUCCGCGUCGAGUGGCGGGCGGCUGGCCGACGGGAGCCGGGGCGGGGCGGCGGCUGCCAGCGAGGGAGCGCGCGGGCGGCCUAGCCCCGCCCCCGGCCCGCCCGCCCCGGUGACCUUCAGGGCCCGGGCGGCGGGCGCAGGCCCCGGCGGCGGCGGCGGCGGCGCGAUGUUCGUGCAGGAGGAGAAGAUCUUCGCGGGCAAGGUGCUGCGGCUGCACAUCUGCGCGUCGGACGGCGCCGAGUGGCUGGAGGAGGCGACCGAGGACACCUCGGUGGAGAAGCUCAAGGAGCGCUGCCUCAAGCACUGUGCUCCCGGGAGCUCGGAAGACCCCAAAAGCGUGAGCCAUCACAAGUUAAUUCACGCCGCCUCCGAGAGGGUGCUGAGUGAUGCCAGGACCAUCCUGGAGGAGUCGGUCCAGGACGAAGGCUUUCAAAACGGAGGCCCUGGAGGAAGAACUCGGGUCGCCUCUGCUGACCCACAGCAGGCGCUUGCCAGGCCCGGGGCCGUGGAUGUGCUGCUGCUGAUCAGAAAGCGGGCCCCGUCGCCGCUCCCGAAGAUGGCCGAGGUCUCAGCGGAAGAGAAGAAGAAACAAGAGCAGAAGGCCCCGGAUAGAGACGCUAUAUUCAGAGCCACCGCCAACCUGCCCUCCCGCGACAUGGACCGGGCCGCGGUGCAGACCAGCCCGAGAGACUUCCAGACCGAGCUCCGGAAGAUCCUGGUGUCCCUCAUCGAGGUGGCACAGAAGCUGCUGGCGCUGAACCCGGACGCCGUCGAGUUGUUCAAGAAGGCCAACGCCAUGCUGGACGAGGACGAGGACGAGCGUGUGGACGAGGCGGCCCUGCGGCAGCUCACGGAGAUGGGCUUCCCCGAGAGCAGGGCCGUGAAGGCGCUGCGCCUGAACCAGUACGUGCAGCGGCCCCUGGAGCCCACGCCGCUUGCAUCGUUUCCCAACAUGUCGGUGCCUCAGGCCAUGGAGUGGCUCAUCGAGCAUGCGGAAGACCCCACCAUAGACACGCCGCUGCCGGGCCCGGCCUCGCCGGGAGAGGCGGCCGCUGCGGGGCCCAGCGCCGGGCCCAGCGCGGAGGAGGGGGACGAGGAGGCCCGGGACGAGCUGACGGAAAUCUUCAAGAAGAUCCGGAGGAAAAGGGAGUUUCGUGCCGACGCUCGGGCCGUCGUCUCCCUGAUGGAGAUGGGCUUCGACGAGAAGGAGGUGAUGGACGCCCUCCGGGUGAACAACAACCAGCAGAACGCCGCCUGCGAGUGGCUGCUGGGAGACCGCAAGCCCUCUCCCGAGGAGCUGGACCAGGGCAUCGACCCCGAGAGUCCCCUCUUUCAGGCCAUCCUGGACAACCCCGUGGUGCAGCUGGGCCUGACCAACCCCAAGACGUUACUAGCGUUUGAAGACAUGCUGGAGAACCCGCUGAACAGCACCCAGUGGAUGAACGACCCUGAGACGGGGCCGGUCAUGCUGCAGAUCUCCAGGGUCUUCCAGACCCUGAACCGCUCGUAGGCCGCGCGGCUCCUCUGCGCACCCCCAGCCGAGCCGGGCAGGAGCGCCGACACCGGGGCCCCAGGCCGGGGGCGGAGAGGGGCCGGCGGGCGCUGCGGCUUCCACCUUCCUGCUGCAGACCUCGGACGCCGCGUCUCCAGCCUCUGCCAGUGUUUACAGACGAGUGGCUGUCACACCGAGAAGGGUCGUCUCCCUCCGAGGGCCCCUGUGGGCUCUUGAAAUGCUACUUGACUUGGCCUGUAGGCGCUGCUUGUAGAGUCCACGUGUUAUUUGAGAGAGGAGGCAUGUUUCAACCCAAAGUGUUAACGUCAAAGGUACUAACUUAAGUAGAAUUCACAGAUGACUUUCUUUAAUAAAUAAACCCCCUUUUGCAGUUUC
This is a messenger RNA of Sus scrofa (pig), 2274 nucleotides long. It is a transcript of the gene UBAC1, whose product is annotated as UBA domain containing 1. Gene Ontology annotation, cellular component: ubiquitin ligase complex. Lineage: Eukaryota; Metazoa; Chordata; Mammalia; Artiodactyla; Suidae. Gene Ontology annotation, molecular function: protein binding. The record is from RefSeq and is a predicted model, not a curated record.